Molecule: messenger RNA, 1125 nt
Organism: Camelus dromedarius (Arabian camel)
Lineage: Eukaryota; Metazoa; Chordata; Mammalia; Artiodactyla; Camelidae
Gene: TAC3
Product: tachykinin precursor 3
Exons: 7
Coding region: 513-893 (126 amino acids)
Biological process (GO): positive regulation of blood pressure; tachykinin receptor signaling pathway
Source: RefSeq, a predicted model, not a curated record
UGGACAAGGAGGAGAAAAACCCCAGGGAGUUAGCUCUGGCAUGGCAAUUUUGUGACAAACCAUAUGCAACAUCACUGCUUAGCGUGCCCAGUUCAGGGGCUAUUUGAAAGUGGGCUGCUGGAUAGCCCCGGCUCAGUGCUGGCUGGGUUUGUGGGGGGUGUGUGUGUGUGUGUGUGUGUGUGUGUGUAUGUGUUGUGCAUGCAUGUGUGUGUGUGUGUGUGUGUGUGUGGCUGCAGCCCAUAUCCCCAUUCCCCCCACCAGCCUCCUCCUCCCUUCCAGCCACCCUGGGAUUGGUGAGUCUCAGCCCCUCCCCCGGCUCCCCCAGACCCUCCCAGAGCCUUUAUCAGGGAGCUGGGCCGGAGUGGCUGCCACAUUUCCAGAGCCCCUCCACUCCCUGUUUCUCUCUUCACAGCAGCACCAGCAGCGUGUGCGGGGAGCGGGCAGUGCCCCGGGCCGGCUCCCCGAUCCUGCUAGACCAUCUGCCCUGGGCUCAGAGCUGCUCCACAGGCACCAUGCGGAGCACCCUGCUGUUUGCAGUCAUCCUGGCCCUCAGCUUGGCUUGGAGUUUUGGGGCUGUCUGUGAGGAGUCCCAGGAGCAGGUGGUGCCCGGUGGGGGCCACAGCAAGAAGGACGCAAGCCUGCACCAGCUGCCCCCGUCCUUGCUCCGGAGACUCGCUGACAGCCGCUUAGUCUCCCUGAACGGAUUGCUUGGAGUGCUGAGCCGGGCUGGCACGGGUCCUAAGGAAUCACCACUUCCCCAGAAACGUGACAUGCACGACUUCUUUGUGGGACUGAUGGGCAAGAGGAACGUCCAGCCAGACACUCCCAUUGAUGUGAACCAAGAGAAUGUCCCCAGCUUUGGCACCUUCAAGUAUCCCCCCAGUGCGGAAUGAGCACUCCACUUCUGGACCCCUGGGCUGCAUCGUGAAGACACCUGUCGCCCUGUCCUCAUCCCCAGGCGCAUGUGCUCCCUUCUCUUCCCCAUCCUUGUAACACUCUAGUGCUUCGACUCCUUCCCCGUCCCCCUACCCCAUCGGCUGUAGAAACUGUCUAGUGAGCAUCCCCAGUUCCUGCAGGUGUUGGCUAUAGAUCCUCUGAAGUUUCUGUAGUGUCCUAAAAAUAUGA